Vitis vinifera (wine grape) is the source of this 3490-nucleotide messenger RNA. RefSeq lists its product as uncharacterized. The transcript is spliced from 10 exons. The coding region runs from base 2312 to 3178 and encodes 288 amino acids. NCBI's taxonomy places the organism in Eukaryota, Viridiplantae, Streptophyta, Magnoliopsida, Vitales, Vitaceae. The record is from RefSeq and is a predicted model, not a curated record. Gene Ontology annotation, biological process: maturation of LSU-rRNA; maturation of 5.8S rRNA. Gene Ontology annotation, cellular component: nucleolus; preribosome, large subunit precursor. Gene Ontology annotation, molecular function: rRNA primary transcript binding.
UGGGUGAUGCGAUCUUCAGUUAGGCUGAUGUUACUAAGCUGGAAUGGGGCUCAAGUAGGAAAAAGGCAAAGAAAGCUUGGUUAGCUUCCCCAUUGUGUCUUUUCUGGACCAUUUGGUGUGAAAGAAAUCAGAGGGCUUUUGAAGAUGUGAAAUUCUUGGAUCAAUUGCUAAAAUCCUCUUUUUUGCUUUCCUUCUUGGAUUAUGUUAGGCUUUAUAUAGAAGGAAGGUCUAUGUCUUUGAUUGAUUUUAUUGAUUGGUUAUGAGCUAAGUAAUUGUUGGGCAGGUGGUAUUUUCCUCUCUUUGCCCCCUUUCUUUGUCCUUUUCACUGGGUUCUCUUUGUAUGUUCCUGGUGUACUUUGGCGAGCCUAAGUGUUUCCGUUUUGUAUCACCCUUUUAUGUUUAUUGUUGCUUAUAUAAAAAACUUGUAUGUUACCUUUGAUUGUUUCUAAAAAAGCAACCAAAAACCAAAAUAUUAACAUACAUAUAUUUAAACCUCUCAUAACAUGCCAAACAAUAUCCUCUUCCUUUGUUUUUUAUAGUAACAUCUCUAUUUUUUGGAUAAGAAACAGAUUACUAGAGUGGCAUUUGUCUUUUUGUCUAUAAAAUUUGUAAAGAAUUGAUGUGAAAGUGCCAUUUAGAUUUCAGGUUUCAAAUAAAAGUUAAUUUUUUGCUUUUUAUAUUCAAACAAAAUAUUUGAAAGUAAGACUUAAAAACAACAAACUAUGCUAAAAGCCUAAAACAUCUAAAGUCUUAAUUGGCUUUAGACAAAAAACAACAAAAAAUGGUCUUCAUCUCAUGAAAAAUGAAAAAUCAGUAUAAAAUGAUGUUAUCCUUCAGAAAGGCAUGUAUCUACCUAAAAGGAAAGGAUAAAGAAGGAAAAAUAUAGGAGAACCAAGGUGGUGAAAAAUUUCCAAAAAAGAUAUCAAGUAAGAGGUGUCUCGUUUGGCCAAGCUAUCUGCUAAUCAAUGAAUAAUAGAUGAAGUGCCUUAAAGCUUUAGCCAAGUCUAUAGUUUUAUGAACUGUCCUAUCAAACUUCCAUAAACUACUCUUCCCUCGAGAGACAUCUCUUCCCUUUCAAUAAUGUCUUUUGUGGCUUCUAAAGUUACAUUUAGAAUUCCAUGUUUUUACUACAGUGGUUGAGGAUGUGGGAAGUCUUCUCCUUUCUAGACAAUAGAUUCUUAUUCCUUCUUAGUACAUCUCUUUAUUUACUAACUAAAAAAUUUCCAUGUUUUGAUACUAAUUGCAACCUUUUUUCACAAGUGCUAUUGAUGGUUAUACCAUCAAUAUUUCCAUGUCUUUUUAGUGUUUGACAUCUUUGAGUGCUGAUGUUUUAUCCCUUGGUUGAAGGUAUCAGUGGGAUGUAUGAGAUAUUUUGACUGUGAUUAACAUAAGGUUUUGAGUUGGACUCAUGAGACACAUGAAAAACGAUACAAGGUAACCCUUAAAAUGAUUCAGGGAUUCUUCUUUAUGAUUUUUGGAAAUUACUAUUUUUCUCAACCCCCUAGAUGGUGUUACUUGUGUCGAUGUUGUAUGAUCCUAGGAUGGUGGUGUACACUGAAGGAAGGUGAACUAGUGGUCUACUCUUUUGGAUUUGUGGGAAAUAGUAGUUAAAGUUGUGGCAAAAGGAAAAAAGAAAUUACAAAGUGGGAAAAGGAAGAGAAUAUGAAAAAGAGAUGACAGGAAAAUUUUAGAAUUUCACUAAGGCUUUCUAGGACUCUCACCUGUAAGAGAAACAAUGUAUUCUCACUUAAAAAAAGGAAGAAGAAGAAGAAGAAGAAAGUUUAGUAUCAUUCAUCAUCCUCACUGAUGCCAAAUGAAUUAUGGUACAAGAUUAAUGAGCUGUUUAAGGCUUUAAUAUCUAUCAACUUCAACAUCUAAUAGUGUAAUUAACAGAGCUAUUGAAAGCAAAUUCAGUUUGUGGUAAGAUGUUGCCCUAACUUUACAAGUGAUCCCUCACAACGCACAGCAAGAGAUUAACAAUGCAGAAGUCCAUGUAAUCAAAUUAUGCCGUUGAAGAACAAGUCAGGCACAUUAGAAGCACCUUCCAUGAUAUAAAAUGAAUCAUUAUGGAAAAUUGGUCAACCACAACAAGCAUGGAAGCAAAACCCUGUUUUUGGCAGUCCAAGUACCAAAUCCAUGCUCAAGCCUUCCCAAGAUUUGGUUGGAAAAGGAACCCGUAGGGAAGUCAUUGGCAACCAUAGAUGCCUUUUACAGAUAAGUACCCAUCCAAAAUCUGGAAAUCAGUUUGUGGUACCCCUCUGUAUUUGUAUUUAAUAUUUCUUUACUCAAUGCAUAAAUUUCAUGGUUCAUUAUGAUAUUUGCUUCUUUGAUCUUUAGCUGUGAAAAAACAGAUACUGCUCUGAUAAAAAAAAAAAAGAAAAGAUACUGCUGCCAUGAUCGAUGUCCCAUUGUCUAUGUUCAUUUGCAGCUCUUUGCUGGAAAUGAUGCAGAUGAAUUUAGUUCAAUUCUGAAUCGGAAAUCUGAUCCAAAGAUAUUGAUCACCACCUGCCGUUUUAAUUCUACUAGAGGACCUGCUUUUAUAUCCGAACUGCUAUCGGUGAUCCCAAAUGCUCAUUACUAUAAGAGAGGAACCUAUGACCUGAAAAAGAUUGUAGAAUAUGCCAAAAAAAAGGACUUCACUUCUCUUAUAGUAGUUCAUACCAACCGCAGGGAACCAGAUGCUCUUCUAAUCAUUGGCUUACCAGAUGGACCUACUGCCCAUUUCAAGCUCUCAAAACUUGUUUUACGCAAGGAUGUCAAGAAUCAUGGAAACCCAACGAGUCACAUACCUGAGCUAGUGCUGAAUAACUUCACAACACGUUUGGGUCAUCGUAUUGGGAGGAUGAUACAAUCACUUUUUCCCCAAGCUCCAAACUUCGGUGGGCGUAGAGUUGUGACCUUCCACAAUCAGCGUGAUUUUAUAUUCUUCCGCCAUCAUCGGUAUAUUUUUGAAAGCAAAGAAAGUAAACAAGGUGAUUCAAAAGGUAACAAAGACAAGGAUGCCAAGGGUGAAAAAAGCUCUCGAGGAAAAGUGGUUGCCCGUCUUCAGGAGUGUGGCCCUCGGUUCACGCUGAAGCUAAUUAGUUUACAGCAUGGAACAUUUGAUACCAAAGGUGGAGAAUACGAGUGGGUUCACAAGCCGGAGAUGGACACAAGCCGCAGGAGAUUUUUCUUGUGACCUGUUUUCAGUUUUAUUCGUUGUCAUGAAAGAUCAGAGUUUUUGGUGCAUUGGAAACUUCUACUUGACUUCCGGGGUUUCUGAAAUUUUGAUAUAUGCUGCAUCAUGUACCAUCUGUUAGGCUGAUUUUGAAUUCAACACAAAAGGCCAAACUGAAAUCACAGAUUAGGGUUUUGGUUUCCUGUUUGAGAUUCAAGACAACCUCUUCUCAUUAUCUGCAGUAUGGAUGAUCAUUUGUAUUAGUUGCUCAAACUGUAAUGGAACAUUGUUCAGACCUGGAGAACUUAAAUGAGUAGAGCUAUUUUUUGGUUA